Messenger RNA from Cydia splendana, 1089 nucleotides. RefSeq names its product probable basic-leucine zipper transcription factor I. The transcript has 4 exons. The record is from RefSeq and is a predicted model, not a curated record. Gene Ontology annotation, molecular function: structural constituent of chitin-based larval cuticle. The coding region runs from base 1 to 1089 and encodes 362 amino acids. Gene Ontology annotation, cellular component: chitin-based extracellular matrix. Lineage: Eukaryota; Metazoa; Arthropoda; Insecta; Lepidoptera; Tortricidae.
AUGCAGAUAACAUCCUUAGCAGCAAUACUAGCUGUAGCAUCAUCAGACCCAGUUCCCUACUCCACCCAACCGACGGAGCACUUCGCCAACAACGCAGAAGCCUACCAAUCACAGCUCGAGCUGCAGCAGCAGGGCGUCUACGGCGACCAAUCACACUACAGCCAGCAGGAUUUCAGUCAAUCAGAUGCCGGAUAUUCCCAAGGACACUCGGUAGCGUUCCCCAGUGGGCAGGCAUCGUUCGCUGGACAAAGUACUUUUGCUGGACAGAAAGCUUUCGCCGAACAGAAUUUUCAGUCUCGAAGGCCUUCCACUGAAAAGUCAGCAAGGAUAAUUAGCUUCCAGAAUGAAAAUAAGGGGAAAAGCUAUCAGUACUCUUAUGAGACUGAGAAUGGAAUCAAAGUCCAAGAGCAAGGUUCCGUCCAAGGCAAAACCCUCCGCGCUCAAGGCGGCUACACCUACACCGGCGACGAUGGACAGGUCUACACGGUGACGUACACUGCUGACGAGAAUGGCUUCAGACCCCAGGGCGCCCAUCUGCCGACCCCCCCGCCUAUUCCUGAGGCUAUACAGAAGAGUAUCGAGCUGAACCAGAGGGAGGCGGCGAAUAAUAAUGGCGUUUAUGAUGAUGGAAGCUACAAAGAACAAACCGAGUUUCAACAGCAGCGUCACCAAUCACAACAGCAACACAGCCAGCGCAUCCAGCAGAUCAACGACCUUCAACCGCAGCAUUUCUCUGAGAUCCAGCCAGUCCAACAGAUCCCCAUACAGCACCAACAGAUCCCUGAGAUCCUGCCAGUCCAACAGAUCCCCAUCCAGCACCAACAGAUCCCUGAGAUCCAGCCAGUCCAACAGAUCCCCAUCCAGCACCAACAGAUGCCUGAGAUCCAGCCAGUCCAACAGCACCAACAGCUCCUUGAGAUCCAGCAACAGCUCCCAGAGAUCCAGCACGCGCCAGAGAUCCAGCAAGUCCAACCGCAGGUCCAAAACUCCCAGCAUGGCCAGGAGUUGUAUCAGCAGCAGUACCAGCAGGAGCAGGGGUGGGCUGGGCAGGAGGCCGCCACCACAGCUGGGUACAGUGGAUGGAAGUGA